AUGGUUGUCAAUGAGAAAGUAAGAGCGCAGGACACAGAGCUAGGAAGUUCUCGAGACUCGACCGAGGAGCAUGAAGUCUUCAAGAAGACCGAAGAUGGUGUCAGCUUCCGCAAUGUUGGCUGGUUUAAAGCGUGCAUCAUCUUUGUGAAGGUUCUCUUUGCGACGGGAGUCCUAUCACUACCUUCAUCGCUAUACUCUCUCGGUGCAGUGGGCGGCUCUAUCAGCAUCAUCGCUUGGGGCGCAUUCAACACCUACUCUUUCGUGAUUCUAGGGAACUUCCGCAAGAAGCAUCCCCAUUGUCACUCCAUCGCUGACAUGGCAGAGGUUGCCGGUGGCUUCUUUGCGAAAGAGCUCACAGGGCUGCUGUUCCUCAUUGGAUAUGUUCUUGUUACGGGCAGUGGUAUCAUCGGUGUAUCAACAGCCCUGAAUGCCCUGUCUCACCACGCCGCAUGCACUGUCUGGUGGUCUUUCAUUGCUGCCGUGGUAAUUAUCGCGACCGCCUCAGUGCGCAAACUCCAGCACGUGGGCUGGCUCACGUAUGCAGGCUUCAUUUCGAUAUAUGCCGCGGUUUUGAUUGUUGUCAUCGGAGUCACAACACGCGACCGACCUGCCGCCGCACCGCAGGAGGGCCCCUACGACCUUGGCUUCGUAGCCAUCAAUAACCCCGGAUUUGCGGCUGGCAUGGUCGCCUCUAGCACGAUAUUUGUAUCGUCGGCCGGUACCAGUGCCUUCAUACCGGUGAUGUCCGAAAUGCGAAACCCGAAGGAUUACAAAAAGUCGCUAUACCUGUGCAUGGCUUUGGUUACUGCAUCAUACCUUGCCUUCAGUCUGGUCGUCUACCGUUGGUGCGGCCAAUGGGUGGCUAGUCCGUCUUUGGGGAGCGCUGGACAGACGAUCAAGAUGGUAUCUUACGGUGUUGCACUACUAGGACUCGUCGUGAGCGCCACGAUCUAUCUACAUAUUGCGGCCAAAUACGUUUUUGUACGUAUCUUGGGUAAGACUCGCCAUCUGCAAGCCAAUACUGUUGUCCACUGGGCAACCUGGAUGGGCUGCACGAUCAUGCUUGGUGCCAUAUCCUUUAUUCUUGCUGAAGCUAUCCCUAUUUUCAAUUAUCUAAUUGCUUUGGUUGGCUCCGUCUGUUUUGCUCCUCUUGCCAUGUGUCUGCCUGGCUUCUUGUGGCUGCACAGCAAUGGGCAUUACCGCAGAGGUACAUUGGUGCAGAAGGUCAUUUACCUACUGCACUGGGGAAUGGUUUUGCUUGGAAUCUUCUUCCUAGUUGGUGCCACGUACGGUGUUGUUAUUCAGAUCAUCGAUGCCUAUGCGACGGGCGCAAUCGGCUCGGCUUUCAGUUGUAUCGACAACUCAAACUCCUCUUAA
Molecule: messenger RNA, 1377 nt
Organism: Penicillium salamii
Lineage: Eukaryota; Fungi; Ascomycota; Eurotiomycetes; Eurotiales; Aspergillaceae
Source: the annotation of a GenBank genome assembly